GCAGCGAUUGGCCGGGCUGGCCGGCCAAUGGGAAGGGCUCCCCCUCGGACAUGCGGAGGGGGAAGAGCCGGAGAGCAAAGACUUUUAAAAAGUUGCAGGGAAAGCGAGGAAGAGGCAGAGGCGCAGAGGGCACCAAGCAGGGCUCCCAUCUCCAGCAAGGCCGGAGGCGACGCAGGCAGGAUGUCCGCCGCACACUUCAACCGGGGACCGGCCUACGGGCUGUCAGCGGAGGUCAAGAACAAGCUGGCCCAGAAGUACGACCCCCAGCGGGAGCAGGAGUUGCGGCUGUGGAUCGAGGACAUGACGGGGGAGCGCCUUGCAGACAACUUCAUGGAGGGGCUGAAGGAUGGCGUCAUCCUGUGCAAACUCAUCAACAAACUGCAGCCUGGCUCCGUGAAGAAGGUGAACGAGUCCACUCAGAACUGGCACCAGCUCGAGAACAUCAGUAACUUCAUCAAGGCCAUCACCAAGUACGGCGUGAAGCCACACGACAUUUUCGAAGCCAACGACCUCUUUGAGAACACGAACUACACCCAGGUGCAGUCCACCCUGAUCGCCCUGGCGAGCCAGGCCAAGACAAAAGGCAACAAAGUGAACAUGGGUGUCAAAUACGCCGAGAAGCAUCAGCGCCGAUUCCAGCCGGAGAAGCUGAAAGAAGGACGGAACAUUAUCGGGCUGCAGAUGGGCACCAACAAGUUUGCCAGCCAGCAGGGCAUGACGGCCUACGGCACCCGCCGGCACCUCUAUGACCCCAAACUGGGCACAGACCAGCCCCUAGAUCAGGCCACCAUCAGUCUACAAAUGGGCACCAACAAGGGAGCCAGCCAGGCGGGCAUGACGGCCCCAGGGACCAAGCGGCAGAUCUUCGAGCCCACGCUGGGCAUGGAGCACUGCGACAGCCUCAACGUCUCCCUGCAGAUGGGCAGCAACAAGGGCGCCUCGCAGCAGGGCAUGACCGUGUACGGGCUGCCACGCCAGGUCUACGACCCCAAGUACUGCCUCCAGCCCAACUACGCCAUGGUCGGCGAGGACGAGUACAACCACAGCCAACACAACUUCUACAACUCCGAAUGAGGGGCCGGGCCGAGGCCUGGACUGAUCAGAGACACACGCAACCAGGACGCUAGAAGAAACUUUUUUAAAAAAAAAAAACAGCAAGUGAUUACUUUAAAAAGAGGAAUAAGAGGAAAUCCCGACUGCUCCACGCAAUGCUAAACUGCUCACAGAGGGUCCCCCAACCCAGCUUCCCCCAACCCUAGAAACAAACCCCAACCCCCGUCAGAUUCCCCCCCCCUUAUUUAAGUUGUUUUUCAAUGUAUAAUCCAGCACUUGACAAUGCACGGCCAUAGAGCAAGGCUCAGUUCAAUCAGGAGUAGUUGGGGUGGGGGGGGGGAAGGGUAGAUGUAGCCGUGAAAAGCCAGAAACAUUAGUGCUUUUUCACCAUUAGCACCAGUGUCUCGGCUCUGAGACACUCACCCUGCCCCCACCC
Terrapene triunguis (Three-toed box turtle) is the source of this 1489-nucleotide messenger RNA. It is a transcript of the gene CNN1, whose product is annotated as calponin 1. The record is from RefSeq and is a predicted model, not a curated record. Gene Ontology annotation, biological process: actomyosin structure organization. The transcript has 7 exons. Gene Ontology annotation, molecular function: actin binding. The coding region runs from base 28 to 1074 and encodes 348 amino acids. Lineage: Eukaryota; Metazoa; Chordata; Testudines; Emydidae.